GUUACCAAAAACGAUACCACUUUCCAUUUUUUACAGUUUAUAAAAACUAAUUAUCCACACCGCCACUCACAUUAUAGCCGCCCACUGUUCGAUCUAGUCAACCCUAGUUUUAGGUUAGAAACUUGGCACUAAAUAAUGUUGAAAUUAUAUUGGUUAUUUUGCUGCGUCGUCGCGAUCGCGUAUGGCGAACCUCAAAAACCGGAAUUCUGGAAAGGGACUCCUCUAGAUGCCACCGUCGAAAGAAUGAGACAUUCGUGCGCUGAGAAUGACAACGUCGCCUGUUUUCAGUUCAAAGCCUUCUCAUUUUUGGAUAACGUGUUACGCGGCGGUUAUUUCCAAUUCUUCUCUGAUAACGUACAAAUAACCAGGAACGGAUAUGAAAACGAAAUUUUUUCCAAACGUUCUUCAAAUUCUGUAGAAGACUUAGUGGAGACUUACGUAAAAUCGCAUGAUAUCAGUCUCGGAUUGCCAAGAUUAGGAAGCCUCAAGUUGUCCUCUAGAAACGUGGACGAUGGGGAAGUUGAUUUAAAAUUGAACUUUGGAUCUGGCAGAGCAGCCGAAGCUCGGAAGAAGUCCAAACUGAAAAAGGUAUUCCUGCCCAUCGUGUCAUUUCUCAUACUGAAAGCCAUCACGUUGGUACCUUUCCUCAUCGGAUUGUUGGGUUUGAAAGCGUGGAAUGGGCUGCAGCUUUCCAUAUUUUCGUUUGUGAUCGCUUCCGGAUUGGCUAUAUUCCAGCUGUGCCAGAAAAUUGCUGCGGACGCUGCGCAUGCGCCUGUAAUCGUCGACCAUCCACACCACGCGUCGAGGUCGCUUGGCGAUGGACCCCAUCAGCUGGCGUUUUCUGCAUACGCCUGAUGCAAUUAUGCUGGUGGCCGAUGUCAGUUAUUUAUUUGAAUAAAAUUUAUGAA
Cylas formicarius (sweet potato weevil) is the source of this 908-nucleotide messenger RNA. RefSeq lists its product as uncharacterized. The transcript has 3 exons. NCBI's taxonomy places the organism in Eukaryota, Metazoa, Arthropoda, Insecta, Coleoptera, Brentidae. The record is from RefSeq and is a predicted model, not a curated record. The coding region runs from base 136 to 855 and encodes 239 amino acids.